Vigna angularis (adzuki bean) is the source of this 1297-nucleotide messenger RNA. Its product is annotated as auxin-induced protein 22B. Gene Ontology annotation, biological process: regulation of DNA-templated transcription. Gene Ontology annotation, cellular component: nucleus. The coding region runs from base 313 to 885 and encodes 190 amino acids. The record is from RefSeq and is a predicted model, not a curated record. The transcript has 4 exons. Lineage: Eukaryota; Viridiplantae; Streptophyta; Magnoliopsida; Fabales; Fabaceae. Gene Ontology annotation, molecular function: protein binding.
CCUUUUUUAUUUUUUUAUUUCUCCUCUCACAACUCAUUCAUAUCAUUCCCCAUACCAUACACAACACCACCACCUCUUUAUCUUCCCAUGUCCCUAUAAAACAUACCUUCCUACACUUGCAUCACAUCUCAAGUCUUAUCAUCAUCAUCAUCAUCAUCUCACAAGCUACGUACAGAGAGAAGAACAGACCAACCAACAAAUUAACAGGCACUUCCUUGAAUUUUUCAGUUCAGUUGUUGAAUAAGAAACCAGUCUUUCAGGCUCUGGUAAUUGGCAUAGGGUGUUUUGGGUAAUAGACUCUGCUAGGAAGAGAUGGAAAGCACUGUCACGUACGAGACUGAUCUCAACCUCAAGGCAACUGAGCUUAGAUUGGGGCUCCCAGGAACAGAAGAAACUCAGGAAAAAACACUGCCUCCGUCUGCUAGAAUUACCAACAAAAGGCCAUUGACUGAAACUUCUGAGGAGACUGUUUCUAAUGCUCAAAAAAAUGUGGAAGCUGAGGCAGCCCCUCCAGCCAAGGCAAAGAUAGUGGGGUGGCCACCAAUCAGAUCCUAUAGGAAAAACAGCCUUCACGAGAACGAGGGUGCUGGGAUUUAUGUGAAAGUAAGCAUGGAUGGAGCUCCUUACCUAAGGAAGAUUGACCUGAAGGUGUAUGGAGGCUACACACAACUUCUCAAAGCUCUAGAAAACAUGUUCAAGUUGACCAUAGGUGAGUACUCUGAAAAAGAAGGUUACAAGGGAUCUGACUAUGCACCAACUUAUGAAGACAAGGACGGUGACUGGAUGUUAGUUGGAGAUGUUCCAUGGGACAUGUUUGUGACUUCUUGCAAAAGGCUGAGGAUCAUGAAAGGAUCAGAGGCUCGGGGUUUGGGUUGUGGUGUAUGAGAAAGAAAGGCUCUCAAAUUAGCAUGAAAAAGUGUUUUGGGGUUUGGGAAACCAUGGUUUGAGCUUGGGUUAUCGGAUCUAAAGGGUUCUGACUUUUGAAUCACUCUAGUGUAUGCAGUUUGUUGGCUGGCAUACCUAAUAUGGAGUUAUAACUCUGAAGGAGGAGAUGGAAGAUACAGUGAAGUUUCUUCCUCAACUUUGGCAACUUUUAUGGUGGGAUGCUAUGCUAUUCCGUGUUCUUCUUUCUACUGAUCCUUUUUCGAGUUUCAGAAUGACAAAUCUCAUUGAGAUUUCAAAUGAAACUUUGUGUAGAAGAAAGAUAGAAAAGUUUAUAUGUAAUAUUAAUUGUUUACUCCAUGUUUUUUCUCUUUUAUCUUGAUACAAGAAUACAGUGUAAUAUACAGUUUUCGUA